Messenger RNA from Zophobas morio, 1322 nucleotides. It is a transcript of the gene Gbeta5, whose product is annotated as guanine nucleotide-binding protein subunit beta-5. Gene Ontology annotation, biological process: G protein-coupled receptor signaling pathway; G protein-coupled dopamine receptor signaling pathway. The coding region runs from base 6 to 1067 and encodes 353 amino acids. NCBI's taxonomy places the organism in Eukaryota, Metazoa, Arthropoda, Insecta, Coleoptera, Tenebrionidae. Gene Ontology annotation, cellular component: cytoplasm; heterotrimeric G-protein complex. Gene Ontology annotation, molecular function: signaling receptor complex adaptor activity; protein binding. The record is from RefSeq and is a predicted model, not a curated record. The transcript is spliced from 7 exons.
CAAAAAUGACUGAAACGGAGGGCAAGGACUGCCCUAUCGAGACCAUCGAGUCUCUCACCAAAGAAGCGGAAGCCCUAAAAAAGAAACUCGAAGACGAAAGACAAAAACUGAACGACAUCACUUUGGCAACGGUCGCCGAUCGCUUGGACAUCAUCAACUACAUGAACAUUAAACCGAGACGGACGCUGAAAGGCCACCAGGCGAAAGUCCUGUGCUCGGAUUGGUCUCCCGACAAGCGACACAUCGUGUCUUCCUCACAAGACGGUAAAAUGAUAAUCUGGGACGCGUUCACCACUAACAAGGAGCAUGCAGUGACCAUGCCGACAACAUGGGUGAUGGCUUGCGCUUACGCACCUUCCGGAAAUUUAGUAGCUUGCGGAGGUUUGGAUAACAAAGUCACUGUGUAUCCUCUGAGUUUGGACGAGGACGUGACUCUCAAGAAAAAAACGGUUGGGACGCAUACCAGCUACAUGAGCUGUUGUAUUUUUCCCAAUUCUGACCAGCAGAUUUUGACAGGGAGCGGCGAUUCGACGUGUGCCUUGUGGGACGUGGAGUCGGGGCAGCUGCUGCAGAGUUUUCACGGGCACUCGGCUGACGUCAUGAGCAUAGAUCUGGCCCCCUCGGAAACCGGGAACACGUUUGUUUCAGGGAGUUGCGACAAGAUGGUCUUAAUUUGGGACAUGCGCUCUGGUCAGUGUGUGCAGUCGUUCGAGGGGCACGAGUCCGAUGUGAACAGCGUCAAGUUCCACCCGAGCGGGGACGCAGUGGCCACUGGAAGCGACGACGCAACGUGUCGCCUGUUUGAUCUCAGGGCGGACAAAGAAGUGGCUGUGUACAGUAAAGAAAGUAUCAUUUUUGGGGUGAAUUCUGUGGAUUUUUCGGUCUCUGGGCGGUUGCUGUUCGCUGGGUAUAAUGACUAUACAGUGAAUGUUUGGGACACCCUUAAGUGUGUAAGGGUGUGUUUGUUGUACGGGCACGAGAACAGAGUUUCAUGCUUGCAAGUGUCGCCAGAUGGCACUGCGUUGUCGACGGGGUCUUGGGACUACACUCUCAGGGUUUGGGCUUAAUUGGUUGAAGAUUGUUGCACAUGUUUAUUGAAUGUUAGAGUAGGUUUGACGUGGCCAUUUUAGCGAGCGCCAUAUUGUCGCUAACAGUGUUUUUCGUGUUCUGAAGUUCGCAUUUACAGAUUCGCCUAAGCGGGAAUCGUGAUCUCAAUGAAUUCAUUUUUUACCACUUUUAUUUACACUUUUUUUUGUAAGAUAGCGAUGAAUGUAAUUUAUUUCGUAACUUAUCCGCUAAUAAAACUCCAAUCUCUGUUGUUA